This is a messenger RNA of Symbiodinium necroappetens, 1446 nucleotides long. Lineage: Eukaryota; Dinophyceae; Suessiales; Symbiodiniaceae. The record is from the annotation of a GenBank genome assembly.
AUGAGAAAGUUGUUCUUCGCCCUUAUCGUUGCUCCUUGGGCUUGUCUGGGCUUGUCGGGCUGUGCGAACUGUGAGGACUCAACCGACGCAACCUGUACUUUCCAAACGAACAUGCAGGAGCCUUCAACUGCAGACACUGCCACAAACACCGAUGCCUCCAUUGCAAGGGACGUGCUUUUCUUCUUGGGCCGCAAGCCCAUGCCCGAGCUCAUCCAGUACAGCGAGGAUGAGCUGCGGAAUUCGGCCAUCAGUGACUUGGAGCCAAGAUGCUCCACACCGGUAUCAUCCAUACAGAGUCUCAGCACUGACGAGGUCGCAUAUGCUCUCCUGGUCGAGUCGAUCCUGUCGCGGGACCCAGCGGGUCACGCGGGAUUGACCGCCAUGAGCAUAGAAGACCAACGGAACACACUCAUCGUGGCGAACAAUCAGAGGCUGCGGAGCAAGUCAAUUGCACAGCUGCAGGCGUUGAAUUCCUACCAGAACAGUCGCUUAGCUUACGACUGGCUUCUUCCAGCGCUUGCCAGCCGCCUCAUCGACAGCGUUGGAAACCUGGCACUGGGCACAGCGACGUUCCAAGCGUCUGCACUGAACAGCAUCUCCAGUCCUCCAUCUACUGUUGGCAUGGAUGUGGCGUGCAUUCGCUUCCAUGACGGGUUGAAUUCAUGGAUCGCAGUAUUCCACAAGCAACAACCGCAUGAGGAUCUCUUUGAUCUUUAUGUCGCCGUGGGCUCCAGCCCAAAUUCCCUCGAAGUGACAGCGGUUCUUGGGACAAAUGCCUCCAUGGGGCAGUUUUACUUCCUUGGGGACGGAGUGUUGCUCCUCUACGAGCAGAACAACAUUGGCGGGCCCUCGGUCGCGGCGUCCUACUACGAAAACCUGAAAGACUUCCUAAGUGGGCAGAGCGACCCGAAGACGUUUGUGUCCCAGCAGACCUUAGGAGGGAGUGCCGAGGGCACACCAUCGCUCACAGUCAUCGAUGAGACGGCAGAUGAGUUGACCAUCGGCAUGCACUGCUACAUAAGUAAAGGUGGUACGAAGGUUGACCAACAGGCGGUGGCAGUGCUUCGCGGGUUCCUUCGAGGUUCGAGUAAAGACUGGCAGUGGCAAGCGCAACUGCUCAAAGUGGUGAAUGAUUGGCUUCCGGAGGACGGCUUCACUGGAAAAUUGGGGUCACGGAGUUCCUUCUACUGGGCCAACGAGCGGUGGUUUAUCAUGGAAGCUCAGGGUGAGCUGGACAACUGGUACACUUGGAGGAUCGUUUUGGGUGAUGGGCUUGGCUUCGUAGAGGUACCGAUUCGCAUGGCAUCCAACUCCACCACCAAUCCGGUCUUCACUACCUUUUUGAACUCCUCCGAGCGAGUGGCCGUCAGCACCUUCUUCAUCCCAUCCGAGGGUUCAGGCCCCGACCAGGCGGGCGAGUUGCUGCACAUCUUCCCACUUCCAUAA